AUGGCCUCAUAUAAAGGCCAUCUCAAUAUUGCGCAGUAUCUAGUUAAUGAAUGUCACGUUGAUCCAGACAUAGCAGAUAGCUCUGGUAACACGGGAUUGCUUUAUUCAGCACUGGGUGGUCACGUUGAUCUCGUGAUUAUGUUUUUAAAGAAGAAGUGUAACGUGUCUCAGGUGAAUAGAGAAGGAUCGACUUUAUCAUUAUUAGCAUGUAAGAGUGGAGAGGUAGCAUUAGUUAAUCAGCUUAAGCAGUUUGGUAUUUUCUCAGAAGAUGACAUAGAUUUUAACGGAUGUGGAAUAGGUCGGUUUGCAGUACAUUAUGCUGCUUUAUCAGGUUCACCUACUCUACUCAGUUAUACUGUAUCUGAGUAUAGGUUGAAUGCCAGUCAACCAGACUACAAAGGUGUAGUACCAUUAGCAUUAGCUUGUAUGUCAGGUAGUAUCAAUGCAGUAGAAUGUAUUAUGAAUACUACUGACAUUGAUAUUAAUAUAACCUGUAAUGAGGGUAGAACACCUCUUCAUUAUUCAUGUCGUCAUGGUAAUGUUGAUCUCAGUCAAUAUCUCAUUGAAGUACAAGACAGUGACAUUAACAUAACAGAUAAUAAGAAAUGGAAUGCAUUGACUCAUAGUGCUGAGAAUGGUAACAUGAAGCUAGUCCAAUACCUCAUUAAUAACCAUCAAUUGCCUCUCACAUCAUUUGCAUUACUUCAAGCAGUGCGUAGUACUAAACUAUCAUUAAUUAAAUUAUUAGUUAAUGAUUAUAAACUAGAUCCUCAAGUUAAAGCUGGUGACAGUAUGCAAGCAGUUCAUUGUGCAGCUCAAGUUGGUGCUAUUGAUGUCUUAGAGUAUUUAGUAAAAGAUUGUGGAUGUGAUUUGGAUAAAGUAGGUGGAGCAUACAAGAGGAAUGUGUUUCAUUAUUCUACAUUGAAUGGUCAUUUUUCAUUUAUUAAAUAUAUAAUUAAUAAUUAUCCACAAUAUACUAGUCUAUUACAUUCUACUGAUGAUAAUGAUACUCUACCAAUUCAUGAUGCCUGUAUUAGUGGUGUAAUACAACUAGUGACAUUUCUAAUUGAUGUAAUGAAAUGUGAUGUCACUACUGAAGAUAAGCAUGGCUACACUUGUGUCACAUGGGCAUGUACCUCUGGUAAUCUUGAUCUUUUAAAAUUAUUAAUAAAACAAUACAACCUUAAUCCUAGAAUAUUCAGCAGUGCAUCAUCACCAGAAGUUGCAGUGGCAUAUAGACGUGUUCAUAUACUAGAAUGGCUCAGACAAGAGUAUCAUAUCAAUGUAGCCUCAUUUAAGAAUGGUGUAUUACCAUUUUAUGUUGCACAAUACAACCGUUUGUAUUGUUUAAAGCAUUUAUUAAACAAUUAUUCAUUUGAUAUUAAUGCCACUGAUCCUACUGAUGAUACUCAAUCUACACUCCUUCACAUAGCAUGUCAGGAAGGACAUGUUGCUAUAGUUCUCUACCUCACUAGUUUUCCUCAGUUGGAGGAGCAUCAGUUGGAUCUCACUAUUAAAGAUUACAAUGGAAUGGCUCCAGUUCAUGUAGCCUGUGAAGAAGGAUCAUUGAGUAUAGUCAAGUACAUUAUAGACCAUUCACCAUUAUCUCUUGAUAUGACCGACUCUUUUGGACGUACUCCACUACUUAUUGCAGCUUUCUCUAAAAACCUUCCGAUCAUUCGUUACCUCAACAGUAAAAACUGCAACAUUUCUAUACUGGACGAUAAAGGGUUUACCGUAAUGCACAUAUCGGCAAAGGGAGGGUCUUUGGAUAUAUUGAGGUUUUUCAUUGAUGGUGGUUACUGUAAUCCUGAUAUCACUGAUGCUUCUGGUCGUACUCCACUUUAUCUGUCAGCUCAAGAGGGUCACUUGGAAAUAGUAGAAUAUCUAUUGGAUAGUCCAAGCUACAAUAAACCACGUGUAGAAUUAGUAGACAUGCCAGAUAGCAAUG
Molecule: messenger RNA, 1951 nt
Organism: Amphimedon queenslandica
Lineage: Eukaryota; Metazoa; Porifera; Demospongiae; Haplosclerida; Niphatidae
Product: alpha-latrotoxin-Lh1a-like
Exons: 3
Molecular function (GO): protein binding
Source: RefSeq, a predicted model, not a curated record